Acanthaster planci (crown-of-thorns starfish) is the source of this 2491-nucleotide messenger RNA. RefSeq names its product KIAA1841. The record is from RefSeq and is a predicted model, not a curated record. Lineage: Eukaryota; Metazoa; Echinodermata; Asteroidea; Valvatida; Acanthasteridae.
GACAACGGAAACUUUCAGAAUUACCGGACGAUAUACAGUCAUGACAGUUUUAGAAUUGCCAGACGAUAGUUCUUUUCUGUGUGACUGCACACUUGACUGAGAAGAGAGAUUUACAAUGAUUCGACGAGACAGUCCCUCACGGGCCGUGGCCCUUGACCUGAUGCUAAGGACUUUCAUGAAUUCCUCUGACUUCAACAACAUGCAGAGCAAGAACUGGGAGGCUAUUGCCAAGCUCAUACCUGGUACAACGCCACAAGAGUGUGCCAAAAGGUUCCAGGAGCUGCAGUCAGCCGCAGGGGACCUGUCUCCAGUUGGAGACUUCACAGGCCUGGCUGCCCGGGGCAAGCCUGCCCCUAGAGGGCGCCCCGGCAGUGCAACAUUGAAAUAUCAGCGGCCCCUUGCCACAAGCACCAGCGAAGAGAAGCGUGGUGACCAGAGACAGGGCGGCAAGGAGGUACAAAAGGAACUUGCCAACAAUAAUUCCAAUCAGGAUGCUGAGGAGUCCAAUGAUAAAAAGAGACAACAAGAAUCACACAAAAGGAAAGUGGGGCCAGAUUCCUAUGGACCCAACAUGGUUAUUCAUGUCUGCGAUGAGGCCAAAAAUGUCAAGAAGGAUUUCACCUGCCCUAGGGACCUGCUGGUCACUGAGAUGCGAUAUUUUGCCGAGUACCUCUCCAGUGACACCCAGCGAUGGGAGGAGGUGGACAUAUCCGUCCACUGUGACGUCCAGAUCUUUGACUGGUUGAUGUGUUACGUCAAACGCAACUGCCCCGGAUCACAGACGAGACAGACUCCUAAUCUUGAGGCCAGCAACGUAAUCUCCAUCCUGAUAUCUUCAGACUUCUUGAAAAUGGAUUCUUUGGUGAACGAGUGCAUAGAUUUCUGCCACAAGAACAUGUCUGCCAUCGUUGCAACGCCAUGCAACAUGAAUUGCAUCAAUGAUAAACUUUGCACGAGAAUUGCUGAUCUGUUUACUGACCUUGAAGUUGAUGAAGUCAAAGAUAGAAAGGAUAAAUUCAAAAGCAAAUUGUUCAGCAAGAAAAUAGAGGCAAUGUUUGAAGGCACUAAGCCAGCCACAACUUUGUACAGGUGCCUCUACUGCAGGCGUCUUCUGACAGAGGAACUCCGGUCCAAACUGAAAUGUAUUUCGACCAGGAUGAGCAUCGACAGGCAGGGCAAUGUGGUUUAUCACCACCAGAGGGACCCUGCCUGGGAUGUCAACGACUACAUCCUGGCUCUUCGCUCUGAGCUCAAGUCUUGGCGGGAGGUAUACUGGCGCCUCUGGGCCACCGUCACCCACCUGCCCUGCUCCCGCUGCAAGCAGGUGUUCCCCUGCAGCGAGCUGGGCCACUGCCGAUUCCACCCCGAGCCGCCAAAAUUUGAUAACUCGUCGUCCUCCACUGGGACUUACCUAUGCUGUCAGCAGAAGACAUUGAGAUUUGACCCACUGAAUCAGAACACUGGUUGUCAAGUCAGAGACCACAUUGUGAUGAUCCCUUCUAAGGAUGAGUCAUCGAAGGCUGAUGGACUAUCCCAUCAUCAAGGCAAGGCAGGAAGGGAUGAUGCACAGAGCUUAGACAUCCUUCUGGAACGUAAGGAGUUCAUGUGCAUCCCACCCAAGUCGCCAGAGCAGGAAAGAUGGCAUGAGGUCAACAUCUUCAGGAGUGAGGAGGCCUUAUGUGGCUUGGCCGAAGAAGGCAUUGGGGUUAAAGGUCAACUGCAGCACAUCUUCCCCGAUGACCACCUACCUCUGAACAACCAGCUGGACGACAGGGGUCGUGACCUCGUGGCCUCAUCGUCUGAUUUUGAUUCCAGCGACGAUGAAGUUGGUGAUGAAGAAAUACAUAGAGUUUCUAAACACCGACAAAAGCAUCUGGUUCGUAAGAUGUCGAGUAAGUCCUCAAUGGGCAGGGAAAAACACAACUCUUUAAUGUCGGUGGACAGCGCUGCAUCCAACAUAAGGUAGGCGUUUGCCGUCUGUAAACAUCCAUAACAAUCAAAUGCAGGAGCAUAUCAUUAAGCUUGUGAAUUCUCAUGAAGUCCUUGCCAUUUAUCACUCUUUGAUAGAAACAAGCGCUGUGCAUGCAAUGUUGCUUUGCUAAACUGGGUACAUAUUUAGAUUUAUAACAGGGUUCGCACGCCUCCUGGAAAACCUGGAAAAUCCUGGAAUUUUAUACCCAUUCUGGAAAGUCCUGGAAAAGCUUAAUUUUUAAAAGUAGUCCGGAAAUUCCAGUAAAAUCAAUAUUACUUUUAAAAUGUGACAAAAAUUAUCCAAUAAAAUGUGACCGAAAAUUUACUGCGAUCGAUCCGUCCCCGCGGAAAAUCCUGGAAUUUUAUACCCAUUCUGGAAAGUCCUGGAAAAGCUUAAUUUUUAAAAGUAGUUCAGAAAUUCCAGUAAAAUCAAUAUUACUUUUAAAAUGUGACAAAAAUUAUCCAAUAAAAUGUGACCGAAAAUUUACUGCGAUCGAUCCGUCCCCGCGUACACUGUCAC